ACUUUUUAUCAUAUUUUUCAGGCUAAACUUAACAUGGGUUUUCUGGACAAACUUUCAUCGAUAUUUGGUGUAAAGAAAAGGGAAGCUAGUAUAUUAUGUCUGGGUUUGGACAAUUCUGGUAAAACAACGAUCAUUAACAAGUUGAAACCAGAUAAAUCUCAAACAACAGAUAUAGUGCCAACAGUUGGAUUUACAGUUGAGAAAGUUCAGAUGCCUGGACUUGCUUUUACUGUUUUUGAUAUGUCUGGUCAAGGCAAAUAUCGUAAUCUCUGGGAGUACUACUACAAGGAUGCGCAGGCCAUUAUAUUUGUCAUUGACAGUAGUGAUAAAUUUCGCAUUGUAGUUGCAAAAGAAGAAUUAGACACAUUACUCAGUCACAAUGAUCUCAGAGGAAAGCGAAUACCUGUCUUGUUUUUUGCCAACAAGAUGGAUAUGCGAGACUCGCUGACACCAGUACAAGUGUCAAAUUUGCUAAAACUUGAUGAGAUAAAAGACAAAGCCUGGAAUAUAUGUGCAAGUAACGCAAUCACAGGAGAAGGUCUACACACAGGCGUGGAGUGGUUAACCGAGCAGCUGCAAAUGAAAUAAAAAAGAGUUUUCUUCUAAAUAAGAUGCAUUAUGUGAGCCUGACGAAUUGAAUUUGGUUUUUAGUAAAUUAUCAUGGUCGUUGAAUGUUAUAUUUUUGACUUCUUUUAGUUUCUGUUUAACUGUUUGACAAAAAGGGAAAGACCUGAAGUUUCAAGAAUCCUGAUGUAAAUUCUUAGCAGUUUUUUAAAAUUUUAUUUUGUUAUGUAAUUUGAUGCACAGAAGUAGAUGUGCCAUCACUGCAAUAAGGAGGGUGUCUGCCAGACUCCAGAUCAUUGAAAAUUUGAAAACCUUGAUAACAGACUAGGGGACCUUAAAAACCUUGAAUGUCUAUCAAACUCUGGAAAAAACUUGAAAUAUAAACAUUUCCAAUAACAAUUUUUUUUUCUAGUUAUAAAACUUUGUCUAGCAGUAAUGUUGUGCUUGCUUGUUUUAAAUAAUUAACUUCCAAUAAGUGCAGGGAUUUAGCGCUGUCAUUACUUGAAUGUGUACCUAUUGUGUGUGCUUAGGAACCUUAAAAAUAUCACAAAAAUUUAUAAACCGUGAAAUUGCUUGAAAAUUUUGCCAAACACCCUGAUAAUGUAUUUUUGCCUGUUUCUGUCAAUGUAACAGGUGGAUUUUUCACAUGUUACAUUAUGUAUGUACUCUCAAUGUUGGUAAAACGCGACAUAAGUGUUAGCAUCCAAGCAAAUUUUUAUUAAAAACACUAUUUGACGAAACGUCAAUAUCAUGUAAAUAUGCGCAUGGCUGUUUAUUUAUUUAUUUGUUUUUUUAUCUAUUGCAAAUUCAGUGGAAUAUAUAUACAUGAUUUAAAUAGUGGUAUUACAUUUACA
This is a messenger RNA of Hydractinia symbiolongicarpus, 1418 nucleotides long. Its product is annotated as ADP-ribosylation factor-like protein 6. The coding region runs from base 34 to 588 and encodes 184 amino acids. Gene Ontology annotation, biological process: vesicle-mediated transport; cilium assembly; intracellular protein transport. The record is from RefSeq and is a predicted model, not a curated record. NCBI's taxonomy places the organism in Eukaryota, Metazoa, Cnidaria, Hydrozoa, Anthoathecata, Hydractiniidae. The transcript has a single exon. Gene Ontology annotation, cellular component: axoneme; cytoplasm. Gene Ontology annotation, molecular function: GTPase activity; GTP binding.